This is a messenger RNA of Daldinia decipiens, 1464 nucleotides long. RefSeq names its product HAD-like domain-containing protein. The transcript has 2 exons. NCBI's taxonomy places the organism in Eukaryota, Fungi, Ascomycota, Sordariomycetes, Xylariales, Hypoxylaceae. Bases 299 to 1093 code for a protein of 264 amino acids. Gene Ontology annotation, molecular function: phosphoprotein phosphatase activity. The record is from RefSeq and is a predicted model, not a curated record.
UCAAUUCACAAGUAUCUUCACUUCAUGGCUUUGUGAAGAAACAUUUGCUGCGCAGUUUCCUCCAUGUGGCACGUUUCUCACAGUAAUGUGCUGCGUAGCGUAGCAAAAGUGUCUACUGGGCUCUUGAAGCCGUCAUUUAAAUACACAGGUGUCUCGGCAGCUUGUCGAUCAUCAACCGUCGCAACACGUCCGGCAUUCUCCCAACUUGGACACAACUCACCGCACCAGAACAAAGAAACUCUCACCAUGAGUUCAGGAGACUGGGGAUACCAAUGGGGAUAUCCACCCCCUCUCCCCUAUGGGCCUUUUAACCCGGAAACCUCCCACAAUCAUUAACGGCAAUGGCGCAAGGCCGGGCAAACAUCCCAAAUCCAAGAAGCCAAAGAAUAAUAGGGACGAGAAAGUCCAGCCAUCUGCGGCGUCAGGUGGUGUCCCAGAUCCAUCUCCAGAGUAUCUGACAUUAGCGGCGUAUCCGCCCUUCCAAUUGCCAUACGCGCGCAAGAUCCUCGUGGUUAUCGACCUUAACGGAACCCUGCUGUACCGGCCCAGCCGACACAACCCUACAGCCUUCAUAGAGCGCCCUCAUGCCCGCACCUUCUUGCGCUACUGCAUCGAUACCUUCAAAGUAGUUAUAUGGUCUUCAGCGAAGCCAAACAAUGUGACCAGGAUGUGUGCGCAACUCCUCACGCCUGAGCAGCGCUCCCGUGUUGUUGCCGUCUGGGGACGUGACCACUUUGGUUUGACACAAGAAGACUACUACCUGCGCGUUCUCUGCUAUAAGCGUCUAAGUGCACUAUGGGCUGACCCUGUAGUUGCAGCCAGCCACCCAGAGUUUGCAGAAGGAAAGCGCUGGAGCCAGGCUGAUACGGUACUAGUGGACGACUCAGUCGAGAAAGCACGUACCGAGCCGUACAAUAUCAUUCAAAUACCGGAGUUCAAGGGCAAUGCUGCUGAACAAGGCUUUGUCCUUCCCCAGGUGCACGAUUACGUCAAUGAAUGUGCGCGCCAAACUGAUAUUAGCACCUAUAUCCGUAAUCAGCCCUUCAAGACGGUUCCGGGUUGGCAGCUUCUCCCUCCUAACCCGGUUGAAUGAAGAGAGAAGGAAAGGAAAAUAAAGGAGAGCAGUUAAGCAGAGAAUUUUCACUCUAUAAUGGGAGACUACCUCCCCAUAUGAGCCUCUUCCGAGUGGGUGGAUGGCCAGAAGUUUAGUCUCGGAAGCCUUGCAAAAAAGGCAUUAGGAGAGGAGAGGAGAAACGAGUGUUACUCUGAGGUCUAUCUUACUUUACUACAAAUGCGCUACGACAACUCUUGUUUAAUAGGCGAACUUCCGACCUCGCACGACGAGUGUCUGCCGUCGCGUUCUUCUGGGAAAAGGGUCCUGUCUUGAUACCCCUUCUUGCUAUGGCUAGAAUUUCUAUUGCAAUGCAGGAUAGUGAUGGAUACCAUCAAAUCGAAUUUUCGAAA